AUGCGCGCAACGAUUGUGGGGAUCGUCUCCAUUGGAGAUAUGGGUCUGGGGAUAGCCAAGUUGCUCCAAUCACACGGUUUUCGCGUGGUCACCGUUACUCAAGGCCGGAGUGAGGACACUCUUACGCGAAUCCGCGCAGCCGCCAUCGAGGCACUCCCAUCCGACUACGACCUGGUCGUUCAGGCCGACUACAUCCUCUCCAUCGUACCACCUCGCAAUGCGCUCGCGACAGCCGAGCGCAUCGCAGAAGCCAGCCUCCAGCCCGAGACGCAAUCCCAGAGACAAUUAUUAGAAGAUGUCAACGGGCAUCCCAGCCGAAGCCCACUUUACUUUCUCGAGCUCAACGCCACGCCCGCACAAUCGGCCGAGGAGACAGCAGCGCUAUUCCAUCCAAACGAGACCAAAGCACGGAGCAGCGUCCCAAUCUUUCUCGACGGUGGAAUAAUCGGGGCUCCACCGACGCAGCGGCCAGAUGGAUCGUGGACAAAGCCAAGCGUCGUGAUCUCGGGACCAGUGGAGAAUCCACCGCCAGCAACCUUCACCGAGCUAGCGGACGCGCUGAAUGUGAAACUCGUAUCGGGACGAAUCGGGGCGGCGUCGACGCUGAAAUUAACGUUUGCAGCGCUGACAAAGGGCCUGACGGCGCUGGCGAUACUGUCUUUUUCUACGGCGGAGCGGGAGGCGGUGCUUCCGGAAUUACUGGCGCAUUUGGAGGAGUAUUCACCUGCGAUGGCGGGAUUGGCGCGGGCUGGGGUCGUGGGGAUGAGUCCAAAGGCGUAUCGGUGGGAGGAGGAGAUGCGUGGGAUUGGCGAGAUGUUGGAGCGUGAGGGUGGAUGGGAGGGAGUGGGUGGGAGGGUGUACGGCGGAAUCGCGGAGGUCUAUCGGACGGUGGCGGAGGAGACGAUCCUCGGCCAAGAACGAGUUGGACGGCGGGAGAGAGGGACCAGCGCUGAGGACGUGGCCCAGAUUCUUGCCGGACGUAAAGACUAG
This is a messenger RNA of Penicillium manginii, 990 nucleotides long. RefSeq lists its product as uncharacterized. The record is from RefSeq and is a predicted model, not a curated record. Gene Ontology annotation, molecular function: oxidoreductase activity. NCBI's taxonomy places the organism in Eukaryota, Fungi, Ascomycota, Eurotiomycetes, Eurotiales, Aspergillaceae. The transcript has 2 exons. The coding region runs from base 1 to 990 and encodes 329 amino acids.